Molecule: messenger RNA, 678 nt
Organism: Lottia gigantea (owl limpet)
Lineage: Eukaryota; Metazoa; Mollusca; Gastropoda; Lottiidae
Exons: 1
Biological process (GO): protein homooligomerization
Molecular function (GO): protein binding
Source: RefSeq, a predicted model, not a curated record
CAGUUUCCACCAAUAAUUGAAUUAAAUGUUGGAGGCAUGAAAUAUUCCACAACACUGUUGACUCUGACUAAAAGAACUGAUACUAUGUUAGCUGCCAUGUUUAGUGGCAAUUUUGAUAUUCAAAAAGACCAAGAUGGCCGCUACUUUAUUGAUGCUGAUGGAGAAAUGUUUAGUCACAUUUUACGUUAUAUGAGAUACGAUGAAUUACCACCUUAUAAUCUACGUACCAAAGUAUAUCAGGAUGCCUGUUAUUUUGGAAUCAGUGACUUGGUUGAAAUUCUUGAAAACAGUCCUCCUCUUAUCGGCAUCAAAAUGAAAGAAAAAUUUCUGUCGCGAAUUCGAGGUUAUCACAAAUUUUUAAAUAAUGUGAUCAAAAAAGCUACAGAAGUAGAACAGCUGGGUAUCACAUCACCAAUGUCAAAAGUUAGCUUAACUUUAAAUAGACGUGCUCUUAUAACAGAAUAUCCUGAAUUUGAUCAAAAUCAUGAAUGUUUUCAGCAAGUUAAAGACUUUUUUCAAAAUGACAUUGUAAGAACUUCUAACGUAUCUUUUGGACCGUGGGCCAUGGAUUUUGAUGAAGAUACAAUUAUGAAAAUAUUGAUCCAUGAUUUAACAGAAAAGAAAUUUGUGUGUAAUUAUAACAUCCAUGGAGUUUGUCAUUAUAAAUGUACAGUUCCG